GUAAUAUGACAAGUGGUAGAAAUGAAACAAUAGCCACAACAGAAAUGAUUGGAGUUAAUAAAAAGUGACCGAGCAAGCAAUACACAUGAAGUUGGUUGGAAGUGUGUGUAUAUGUGGCGUAUUGACAAGCGACUUAAUCGCUAAAAGAUGAGUUUUGUUGUUGGAGGAGGAGCGACUGCUACCCUGCACUCUCUUCCUCUGUUAUACCCACCAUUUCUCUAUUCUUCUUCUUCUCGACAUCGAAACACUAAACCUCAUCGUCGUGUUCCUGUUGUGUGUUGUUCUCGCCAAAAACAAGAUCCAAUAUGCAACAAGAGGACAUUUCUUUUCAUGGGUGUUGCUGUUCUUCCUUUUCUCGAUUUCAACCCUGUCUCCGCUCUUGAACGAAUCAUUCCAUCGCCAAACAAAAGUGAGGUGAAAAUACCAGAGGAUAAAAAGCAAGCAGAGAUAGCAUCUGAAAUGGAGAAACCAUCAAAUUCCAUUGUGUCUCUUCUGAAUGGAAUUGGUAUAGUAUCUUCUGGUCUGUUGGGUGCUCUCUACGCACUCGCUCAAAAAGAAAAGUCUGCAGCUGUUGCAACAAUAGAAACAGUCAGCAACAAACUGAAGGAAAAAGAAGAGCAGAUCAUUUCGUUGAAGAAUAUCUAUGAAUUGAAGUUAUCAAACGAGCAGGAGGAACAGGCCAAACUACUUGGAAAGGCAAAGGAAGAGCAGAAAGCACUGAUUGACCAACUAAAUUCUGCAAAGAGUACUGUCACCAGUUUGGGAAAGGAGCUGAAAAGCGAGAAAAGUUUGAUUGCGGAGCUGAAACAACAAAUUGACAGACUUGAUACUGACAUUUCAAAGACUAAUACAGAUAAGAAAGAUCUUGAGAACAAUUUGAAAGAAAAGGUAGAUGCUAUUGAAAUUUUAGAAAAAAGAAUUAAUCUGUUGAGUGAAGACCUCAAGGACAAAGAACUUAUUGUUCAGAGUCUGAAUUCAUCGGUUACAGAUAAGGAGUUGGAAUUGAGGAAUUUGAAUUCUUCCUAUGACCAAACUAAGGAGGAAUUAUCCAAUGCUCAUUUGCAUAUUCAAGGGUUGAAAGAUGAAAUGCUAAAAACCCGAGAAGAACUAGAAAGAAAGGAUUCCUUAGUGGUGGAACUAAAUUCAAGAGUGAGUUCCUUAAACCUUGAGAACAAUAACAUUAGGAGUGAAUAUGAUGCAUUGAAGAAGGAAUACAAUGACCUAAAGUUAAUUUCUGACAAUAAGGCUUCUUUGGAUGCUAAGGUUCUAAAAGAAAAAGAAGACGAGCUUCAUCAGUUAAAGGAUAAAUUUGAACUCACGCUAAAUGAAACCAGCAAAAGCCAGACUGUCAUCGCUGAUUUAACCAAAGAGCUAGAAGGUUUAAAGGAGUCGCUAGAGAACGAGUCUAAGAAAGUGAAAAAUUUGAAGUUUGAACUUGAAGUCACUCAAGAGAAUCUUGCAAAUUCAAGAAAUGAUUCUGCUGAACUUGAAAAUCAGCUAAGUCAGUCAAAUGAAUUGUGCACAGAGCUCAAGCUUGAAGUCUCAAAGCUUUCAUCCGAGCUCACAGAAGUUAAGGAGUCGCUACAGCAUAGACUUGAUGAUGCAAAACUCGAGGCGGAAAAACUAGCCAAGGAGCACAUAACAGUAAGGGAACAUUUGAAGAAAGCCGAAGAAGAGCUGCAAAGUACAUCCCAUGAGCUAACGGCUACUCUUGAAAACCGUGAUAGCCUACAGAGAGAAUUAAUUGAGGUCUACAAAAAGGCUGAAGCCACAGCAGAAAAUUUGAAGGAAGAAAAGAAGUUGGUUACUUCUUUGAACAAAGAUUUACAAGCUUUGAAGAAGCAAGUGUUGAGCGACAAAGAGUCACGAAAAACUAUUGAAAUGGAUCUUGAGGAGGCUACCAAAUCACUUGAUGAAAUGAACCGAAAUUCAGUGAUCCUUUCUAGUGAACUAGAGGGGGCUAAAUCAGCUAUUUCUAGCCUUGAAAACGAGAAAGAGGCUCUUGCCAAGUACCUUACAGAACAAAGAAAUGCAAGCAAAGAGGCUCAAGAAAACAUUGCAGAUGCUCAUAACCUCAUCACUAGACUUGGCAAAGAGAGGGCGAGUUUAGAGAACAGAGGAAAGAAAUUGGAAGAGGAAUUGGCUUCUGCCAAGGGUGAAAUAUUACGGUUGAGAAGUCAGAUCAAUUCUUCAAAAUCAAAAGUUGUUGUUAACAAUGAGCUGCAAGUACCGAAAAAAGAUGAAGCUGAAACCAACGAAAUCCCUGCAAGUCCACGGAAGAUUGUUCGAAGAAGAAAGACUAACCCAUCAUAACCAAGAAAAUCGAGAGCUUCAUAUUAGAAAAAAUAAAAUCAUGAUUAGGAGAAUGAUAUUCUGUGAUAAAUCAUUUGGAAGGAAGUUGAUAUUAUUGCACUUUAUUCACUUUGGAUAAGUUUUGAUAUUGCAAUAGAGUAUUGUACAAAUGAAAUAACACAGUACGAAUUGCUGAGCUGAACUUUUAGGAUUGUUGAUUUGUAAUCAUUUUCAUAAUAACCUGAAAAAAAAUAUGAGAAUGCUAGGUUGUUUUUUACAUUGAACACUGUUGGAUGUUCCUUGUUUAUCAAGAAAGUCAUUAUGCAUUUA
Molecule: messenger RNA, 2622 nt
Organism: Trifolium pratense (red clover)
Lineage: Eukaryota; Viridiplantae; Streptophyta; Magnoliopsida; Fabales; Fabaceae
Product: MAR-binding filament-like protein 1-1
Exons: 4
Coding region: 148-2313 (721 amino acids)
Biological process (GO): mitotic chromosome condensation
Cellular component (GO): condensed chromosome; condensin complex; chromatin
Molecular function (GO): chromatin binding
Source: RefSeq, a predicted model, not a curated record